This is a messenger RNA of Patella vulgata (common limpet), 1619 nucleotides long. RefSeq names its product myoglobin-like. Bases 199 to 1386 code for a protein of 395 amino acids. Gene Ontology annotation, molecular function: metal ion binding; heme binding; L-tryptophan 2,3-dioxygenase activity. The transcript is spliced from 14 exons. Gene Ontology annotation, biological process: 'de novo' NAD+ biosynthetic process from L-tryptophan. The record is from RefSeq and is a predicted model, not a curated record. Gene Ontology annotation, cellular component: cytoplasm. Lineage: Eukaryota; Metazoa; Mollusca; Gastropoda; Patellidae.
UGAAAUGAAAUGAAAUAGGGUUUAAUGGAUGAACUUUCUCGGCCAAUGCAGGGAUCGGACACCCGACCUCUAGGCUAGCGAGCUAGCGUCUUACCCACUUAGCCACGUGAUCCCCCUAAUAAUAGUAAAAAAUAACCCCAGUGGUUAAAGUCCUGACUAGACAGCCUACAUAUUCAAUGGUAUGAACAACAUGAAAACAUGUCAACACUUAAAGUAGAUAGUAUAGUCUUUGAGAAUUAUGAUGUCUCCAUGGAAACUGGCUUCUUGAUGGAAUCUCCAUUGGAAGAGCUUCCAGAAUAUUUUGAAGCAUGGAACCGUCUAUCCAAAGAAAUGUCAGAUUUGGUGGAGAAGAAGAUGAUGAAGGAAGAGGUACUAAAGAUGCCUUAUCUUGAUGCCUCAAAGCUAAAAAGCAGAAAAGAAAUACGUCUAGCAUAUUUACAGUUAUCUAUAAUAGGAGCAGGGUAUGUUUGGGAGGAUGGUGAUGCAGGAGCACCAGAAAGUAUACCAGAAUGUGUUGCUGUACCAUGGUAUGAGAUAUCAUCUAAAUUGGGUGUUCAACCUAUCCUAUCACAUCCAGGUUUCUGUUUAGUUAAUUACAAACAACUAGAUCCAGAUAGGCCAUUAUCACUGAGUAAUAUGAAGAGUCUAUAUAUUGUACCAGGAGGUGAUGAGUGUAAUUGGUUUGUUGUAGUAAAAUGUGCUAUAGAAUUAGAAUUCACUCACGCAUUACAGCCAAUAUUAAGUCUAUUAAAAGGAGGUGAAAGUGGUAAUAUUGAUAUGAUGAUAUCAGGGCUACAGAAGAUCUACAAAGUUGUUAAAAACUUGCAAAAUAUUUUAUCUAAAAUGCAUGAUAAUUUGAGUGCAGAUACAUUUUAUAAUAAAAUUAGACCUUUUCUUAGUGGGUGGGGUGGUGAAUCUAAUCCUUUACCUGGUGGGUUGAUUUAUGAAGGUGUUGAAGAUUAUAAACCUUUAAAGAUGAUUGGCGGUAGUGAGGCACAGAGUUCUGUUUUUCAAUUACUUGAUGUUACAUUAGGAAUAGAACACAGUCAAGAUAAAAAAGAUUUUUUAGAGGAGAUGAGGAAGUAUAUGUUACCCAUACAUCAUAAGUUGAUAAAAGAUAUUAAUAAUCUUCCAUUUAAUAUCCGUACUGUAGUUGAAGAGAGUAAUGAUGAUAAAUUAAGAAAAGAAUAUAAUUCAUGUUUAACAGCUGUGUCAGAUUUUAGAUCCUACCAUAUACAGAUAGUUACCAAAUAUAUUAUUAUAUCAGCUAAUAAAAAGAAUAGAAACAAAGAGAUUGAAAGUUUGGCCAAGAAAGGUACAGGUGGUACAAGCUUGCUUCCGUUUUUAAAAGAUCUCAGAAAAGAUACCCAAGAUGCUGUGCUUUAGAAACAGUGGCGUAGCUGUCUAUACAACCUAGCGGUCAUGGCCGUACCAAUAUUUUAAUUUUAUGUUAUGGCGGGCCAUACCAGUAUUGUCUACAUAACAUAAACAGAAGGAAAUUCAGUCAAGUCAUUUAAAUAAUUGAAUCGACCAAUUUUGAUGUGAUAGACUUUUAUAAUAAAUUACAUCAUAUGAGCUAUGUGAUUUAGCUCCUGUCUGUAUAAACUAAUCAAUUUUAU